Fraxinus pennsylvanica is the source of this 3405-nucleotide messenger RNA. The record is from the annotation of a GenBank genome assembly. NCBI's taxonomy places the organism in Eukaryota, Viridiplantae, Streptophyta, Magnoliopsida, Lamiales, Oleaceae.
AUGAGCACUGUAAGACAAUCGGUUAGCGUCCGUGACCUCGUGGAGGAAGCUAAGAAGCGGAGUGUUUUUUUUAUCAUAUGCGUUAUUGGACUGUCCUACCUCAUGUCCUUGACAAGCUCAUCAGUUUUAGUCAACUUGCCUGCUGCUGCAUUUCUAAUAAUAGUACUUCGCUACUUAUCUCUGGAUUUGGAUAUGAGGAGGAAAACAGCAACUUACAAAGGAAAACCAAUAUCUGCAAACUAUUCUUCCGAGAGGAAACCUUUUGAGGAUACUAGAGUUAUUGCUGAGAAGUAUGAUUGGAAGCUGAAAGUGAAUUCCCCUGUUGUUGAGGAUGCAAUCGACCAGUUCACUAGACAUAUUGUCUCAGAGUGGGUAACAAAUCUCUGGUACUCUCGCAUAACUCCUGAUAAAAAUGGCCCAGAAGAGCUUGUGCAGAUCAUAAAUGGUGUACUUGGGGAAAUUUCACGUCGUAUGAGAAGUGUUAAUCUCAUAGAUCUUUUAACAAGGGAUAUUAUUAAUGUUGUAUGCAGUCAGCUGGAGCUUUUUCGCACAGCUAAGACAAAGAUUGAGAAACAAAAAUCUAGAGUCUUAACCAUUGAAGAGAGAGACGUUGAAUUAAAAUUUGUGCUGGCUGCAGAAAACAAAUUACACCCUGCUUUAUUUUCUGCUGAAGCUGAGCACGAGGUUCUCCAGCGAGUUAUGGAUGGCCUCAUUAUGUUUACAUUCAAGCCAGAGGAUCUGCAGUGCUCCUUAUUUCGUUAUAUUGUUCGGGAGCUACUUGCCUGUACCGUAAUGAGACCGGUGAUAAAUCUAGCUAGCCCAAGGUUUAUUAAUGAGAGGAUUGAAUCUCUAGUUAUUUCAAGAAGCAAGACUGAUAAAGGAAGUAAGGUGAUAGAUGCGGCAUCACUUUCAAAACCAAAUGGAUCGUCAAAGAUAUCAUCCGAUUUUUCUCGUUUUAUAGAUCCUUCCAUCAAGGGUGUUGAACUUGUAGAUUUGAAGGACCAGUCUAAACAUGAUGUUGAGAUUCCUGCAUCAUAUAAUACGAAGAGAACACUUCUUUCCAAAGAUCCAUUACUUUCUCUUGAUACACGAUCCACUCGGUCUUGGAGUUCUUUACCAGAAACGCAUAAUGGUGAGGGAAGAGGGUUGCAACAACAACACUCUGGUGGAGAAUGGGGAGACAUGCUAGAUGUGGUUUCCCGCAGAAAAACUGAGGCCUUGGCUCCAGAAAAUUUUGAUAAUAUGUGGACAAAAGGAAGAAAUUACAAAAGGGAGGAAGGGUCAAAUCAGCUGGCUGAUCCUAAGAAACACAGCUCUUCGGUGGGGGUAUCUAAAUCAGUGGAGCAGUCAAAAGUGCUUAGUGGACAGAAGAAAAAGGAAUUAGAAACUAAGGAUAUGUUUUUUGAGAAAGAUGUUUCAAUUUCUAUUUCUGGACGAGAUAAAUUCUCUGGGGAGGACAAUAUGAUCAUGAGGGACAAUUUGAAAGACCAAGGUUGCACAGCUGGUUCUUUAAAUAAAGAGAGGGAUGAACAUAAUAUUGUGAAUUCUGAUGAAUCAGGGACCAGUAGUUACACUGAGGAUGAAGACAACAGCUGUGUAACAGGUCUUGAUUCACCAGGGGUUAGAGUUUGGGAUGGUAGAAGUAAAAGAAACUCCAGUAACAUUCAUCAUCCACUUGAAACUUUGGACGGUCAUAAGAGUAAAAAAAUGAGCACAGGCCGCCUCCACUCUCAAAGAAUGAAAAAACCAAAAUCUGCAAAGAAAAGAUCCAGGUCUGGCAGUGAUAAUGGGCAUGUCUGGCAAGAGGUCGAAAGAACAAGUUUCUUAUUGGGAGAGGGGCAGGAUUUGCUGAAUUCUUCCAAAGGAAAUGUUAAAUCUGAAGACUCGAGUGAUGAAUCUGAGGCAGAAUUGAUAGGUAGAAUACAUAGUGGAGAAACAACUUCUUCAUCUGUGUCCUUGGCUUCUUUACCUGAAAGUCAUAUUUUGGCUGCUAACUCUGCAAAAAAUUCAAUUAUUGCUGAUUCUUUUUUCAAGUUAAGAUGUGAGGUAGUGGGUGCCAAUAUUGUGAAGAGUGGGUCCGAAACUUUUGCUGUUUAUUCCAUAUCUGUUACAGAUGUAAAUAGUAACAGUUGGUCUAUCAAAAGAAGAUUUCGUCAUUUUGAGGAAUUACAUCGCCGCCUUAAAGAGUACCCUGAAUACAAUCUCCACUUGCCACCGAAGCAUUUUCUAUCAAGUGGUCUGGAUGUUUCCAUAAUUCAACAACGUUGUAAAUUGCUUGACCAGUAUCUGAAGAAGCUUCUGCAGCUGCCUACUGUUUCCUGCUCUAUUGAAGUCUGGGAUUUUCUUAGUGUUGAUUCUCAGAUGUAUAUUUUCUCAAAUUCAUUAUCCAUUCUCGAAACUCUUUCAGUUGACCUGGAUGACACAGCUCGCGAAACUUAUAAAGAAUAUAUGGAUAACAUAGGGCCAGUAAUUGGUCCGUUAUCCUCCAAAAGAGAAAAUUUGGGUAAUAAAAAUAAGGAAUCCUCAUUACUAAUCAAGGGUGAUCCUGUUGCUGAUGGAGCAAGAUUGAAAACAAAAGAACCAGCACUUUCUCCACCAAAAAAGCCCGCGAAAGGGUUUGAAAAGGCUUUUGAUGAUUCCAGUAGUGACUCUGCUGAUCCGGAGCAAAAGAACCUAAUCUUGGCUAAAAAAUUGGAAAAAACUGUAAAAAGUAACGAGGAAGCUUUAUGUGCAUCUGGGUCUAUGGAUGCUGCCACUGAUCUAGCCAUUCCUAGUGAGUGGGUGCCACCAAAUCUAAGUGCUCCCAUAUUGGAUUUAGUUGAUGUCAUUUUUCAGCUUAAAGAUGGGGGAUGGAUAAGGAGAAAGGCUUUCUGGGUGGCUAAACAAGUUCUACAAUUGGGAAUGGGAGAUGCCUUUGAUGAUUGGUUGAUUGGGAAAAUCCAGCUUCUGCGCCGGGGAUCGGUUGUUGCUUCUGGGAUCAAGAAGUUGGAGCAGAUACUUUGGCCAGAUGGAAUAUUCAUAACAAAGCACCCAAAGCGUCAGCGACCUGCACCAUCUGCAAGCCCAGCCCAUGGAUCUCCCCAGGACCAACGUACUCCUUUUUCUUCACCAGAAAUAGAUGAACUGCAGAAGAUGCAGCAGAAGGAGGCAGAACUGCGAGCAAAAUUUGUAUAUGAACUAAUGCUUGAUAAGGCACCAUCUCCUAUUGUAGGUCUUGUUGGACACAAGGAAUAUGAUGAAUGUGCCAAGGACCUCUACUAUUUCAUUCAGUCAUCCGUUUGUAUGAAGCAACUAGCCUUUAAUCUUCUUGAGCUGCUGCUGUUGUCACUAUUUCCAGAGCUUGAUUAUGUAUUCCGAGAGUUAGAAAAUGAGAAAGAGAAGUUCGGAAAAUUCAAGACGAGGUGA